Molecule: messenger RNA, 2010 nt
Organism: Oryctolagus cuniculus (rabbit)
Lineage: Eukaryota; Metazoa; Chordata; Mammalia; Lagomorpha; Leporidae
Gene: MANSC4
Product: MANSC domain containing 4
Biological process (GO): epidermis development; epithelium development; extracellular matrix organization
Cellular component (GO): plasma membrane
Molecular function (GO): serine-type endopeptidase inhibitor activity
Source: RefSeq, a predicted model, not a curated record
AAGCAGCCGUACGGAAGCAGAUUUUCCAGUGAACUUGAACACCCGGGAUUUAAACAAGCUCCUUCAAAAGGCAGCAGAGGUGCGCGCAGAAGGCGCCUAGUGUCUGCUGGACCCGAGCCCUCACCAAGCUAAGCGGCUCCGGGAUUGUCUUGCCCAGAAAGACUGUGGACUUGAAUUUCCACCUGUCUUUGUGCGGGCUCUGUAACGGCGCCUGGGACUUCACUGUCAGAGCAGAAGAAAAGCAGAGGAGCGAAUCCGCGUCUCCAGUCCGGCCUUGACCCACGCUGCGCUGUGCAGGCCGCACUCCAGCCCAGAGCACGCGUGCACGCCUCUGAGCCCCUUCUCUCCCGCCGGCCCCGCCGCCCCGAGACAUGCACGUGGCUGUGGUGGCCACAGCCGCGAUCCUGCUCCUGGGCGCCGGCCGGCCCUGCGACACCCUCUGCUCGCCCACCGUGUUCUACAGGGACUGCUGGAUCCGGCGCUUCCCGGGGCUCCUGAUCGACCUGGAGGAGUCGCAGAAGCGGGGCGCCCAGUUCCUGAGGUACUACUGGGAGAGCACGGGCCAGAGGUGUGGCAGGAGCUGCUGCCUGCGGAAGGAAGUCUCCUGCAACGUGGCUGUCUUCCACCACGACCCGGUGCACGACAACAUCAACUGCCUCCAUGUCCACUGCCCCACGCUGGAGAGCUGCAUACUGGAGCCCGGGCCCAGCGCCAUCCUGUACAACAUAACAGGCGGUAUCGACCCAGAUUUGCUGGUUUUUGGCCAGUUGCCUCUGACACACCUAAAUACCCGAUCUUCAUCUAACAGGUGGGACAGACUAAGGAUUCUAAAAGCCAUGAAUGAAGAUCAACAGGAACCCACCAUGGUGAACCAGACGCCCCCCGCUCCGUCAUCCACCGCACCUCGAGGCUGGCUUGCAGACACAAACGGGACCACUUAUUCCAAGGAAUUAACGGCAGGUGUGUGGACAAGAUUCAUUUCUCUGAAUAACUCCGUUACCACCAAGGUCGACGUUGGGUCACGGAGCACGGAGGUCACCAACAUGACCGUCUCCCCUUCCUUUGCGCCUACGGACUCGGCACUGUCUCACGUGGCUGCCCCAUUCCGCCUCAACAGCAGCAAACAGUCACUGAACAAGACCAAGGGGUCCAACAGCGGGAACCACACAGCUGACAAUGGAGGCGAGACACUCAUGCAGGGGACUCUGCCUGCAAGAGCCUGGCUGGCCCCCACGGCCCUGGGCAGCUCCGCCAUCUUGCUUUGCUGUUGUGUAGUUUUCUUGGCAUCUGGGUGCUGUCGAAAGCGGCAGGGCCAGUACCGACCAGGACAGAGAAAGCCAGGACGCAGGCGAGGCGAGAAACGUACACGCUGAAGAACUCUGUCCAGGGAAAGAUCUAGCAGGAGCGGGAGCUCUCAGGGGUAGUGUGAUUAGUUUUAAGAGGCAGGCAGAUUGGUUAAAAAAUAAUUACACAGGAUGCGUGCUCCUACCAAUCUCUAAAAAGACGCCUUAUAAACCUAACUGCUUUAUUGUUUCCUAUUUCUUUGAAUAGCGUUACCUUGGCCACAGCUCUGAGAUUCCGCCCCCUGUGGCUAUUAGCUGAGCUGUACUGACUCACAGCCCUUACAACUAUCAUUAUCUCAUCACACACAGGGGGAAAUGGAGGCAGACACAGGUUAAGGAUCUUGCCUAAGGCCACACGCUACUAAGUACUGAAGCCAGAACUUAAUUAACCAUAAGCAAUCUAGUUCAAAAGUCCAUAAUCAGCAUCUUGUUAGACUAAGAGCCCCCAGAUCCCCAUAUCAUCAGAUUUAUCUCCCAGUGAAGGUCUGGUCAUUGUCACAUGCUAGUAGGACAUUUAGCGGCUUCAGCAAAGCGUCACUGUCAUAGUUCCUGUUUUACAUCUAGCUUUCUGCUUUAUGGAAUAAUCUUUCUCAGCCCCUCCCCCCAUCUUCCAAAGCCGAGAUGCCUGUUAACUACUGUUGAAUAAAGCUUGCAAGUUUGAGCUGAA